Molecule: messenger RNA, 703 nt
Organism: Lingula anatina
Lineage: Eukaryota; Metazoa; Brachiopoda; Lingulata; Lingulida; Lingulidae
Source: RefSeq, a predicted model, not a curated record
CGUCAUUCUGAAAGAUUCCAUGCACGGGGUGUACCUGGACGCAAUCCUGGCGGUGUAUCCGGACGCAAUGUUCAUUCACACCUACCGCAAUCCAUGCAAAUCGAUCGCCUCCGUGUGCUCAUUGGUGCAGCACUUCACUACUUGUGCCUACGACCUCAAAGAUAUAGGAAGAGACGUCCUAGACGACCCCCUGUUUCACGCGGGGAACGAAAUCCUAGAAUUCAGAAAGAACCACCCUCAUCAAGAACACAGAUUCGUCGAUAUAGACUACGAACAUCUUGUUAGAGCGCCCAUAGAUACAGUGAGACAGAUUUAUAAUAAGUUUGGGCUCGAUCUCAGCGAGCAAGCUGAAGCGAAGAUGAAGGCGUAUAUAAAAGAAAAUCCCCAAAAUAAAUAUGGUCGUCACCAUUACGACUUGGAGACGUACGGGUUGAAGGAGGAGGAAAUAUUUGAGAAAUUUCGAGAUUAUAUUGAAUAUUUUAACAUUCAGUGCUAACUUCAUAACAAAGUAAUAUAAACUUCUGAAAUGUCUUUAUUAGAAACAUUUCAGAAAAAUAACACUGAAUUCGAAAAAACUGAGAAAAGCAUCGAACUAUAAGAUUGCACAUAAUAGUUCACAAUGGCGAGAUUAUGCGUUGGCAUUAGAUCAAGUCAUUAGAUCAAGUCCUGGAGUAGGGUGCCUAUACGACCUACCAUAGGCAUA